AUGGCCCUGGGCCUGGAGCAGCGGCUGGGCGGCCUCCCCGUCUUCACCCGCGAGGACUUCGAGGGCGCCUGGCGGCCCGUGGCCGGCGGAGGCUUCGGCCAGGUGUUCCAGGCGCGGCACCGGCGCUGGCGGACCCAGUACGCCAUCAAGUGCGCCCCCUGCCUCCUGCCAGACACCUCCAGCUCCGAUGUGAAUUGCCUCAUUGAAGAAGCAACCAAAAUGGAGAAGAUCAAGUUCCAGCACAUCGUGUCCAUCUACGGGGUGUGCAAGCAGCCCCUGGGCAUUGUGAUGGAGUUCAUGGCCAACGGCUCCCUGGACAAGAUGCUGUGUACCCACAGAAUCUCCUGGCAGCUCAAAUUCCGCAUCAUCCAUGAGACCAGCCUGGCCAUGAACUUCCUCCACAGCAUUAAGCCACCUCUGCUCCACCUGGACCUGAAGCCAGGCAAUAUCCUCCUGGAUAGCAGCAUGCAUGUCAAGGUUUCAGAUUUUGGCUUGUCUAAAUGGAUGGAACAGUCAACCCGGAUGCAGUACAUCGAGAGGUCGGCUCUGCGGGGCACCCUCAGCUACAUGCCCCCUGAGAUGUUCCUGCAGAGUAACAUGGCCCCAGGGCCCAAAUAUGAUGUGUACAGCUUCGGGAUUGUCAUCUGGGAUAUCCUCACUCAAAAGAAGCCGUACUCAGGCCUCAGUAUGAUGAACAUCAUCAUCCGAGUGGCUGCGGGCAUGAGGCCUUCCCUACAGACUGUCUCCGAUGAGUGGCCAGAGGAGGCUCAGCAGAUGGGGGACCUGAUGAAGCGCUGUUGGGACCAGGACCCCAAGAAGAGACCCUGCUUUCCAGACAUCACCAUCGAGACAGACCUGCUGCUGUCACUGCUCCAGAGCCCUGUGACCGACCCCGAGAGCGAGGCCCUGGCCAGGAAGGUGUCCUGCAAACCAUCUCUCCGCCGGCCCCGGGAGGUCAGUGAGGAGAUCAGCCAGGAUCUCACAGACAGCGACUCAGGAGGCUGUUGGAAGCCGGUCCUGCGGUUCCCGGACAGCGGGAGCCCAGUCUCCAGCGACGAGGAGUCAUGCUUCUAUGAGAACAGGGUCACCCCCCUGCACUUCCUGGUGGCGCAGGGCGGCAUGGAGCAGGUGCGGCUGCUGCUGGCCCACGAGGUGGACGUGGACUGCCGGACGGCCUACGGCUACACGCCCCUCCUCAUCGCCGCCCAGGACCGGCGGCCGGAGCUGUGCAGCCUGCUCCUGGGCCACGGGGCCGACCCCUGCCUGGCCGAUGAGGACGGCUGGACGCCGCUGCACUUCGCGGCCCAGAACGGGGACGACCGGACCGCCCGCCUGCUCCUGGACCACGGCGCCCGCGUGGAUGCCCAGGAGCACGAGGGGUGGACCCCGCUCCACCUGGCCGCGCAGAACAACUUUGAGAAUGUGGCACGGCUCCUGGUCUCCCGGCAGGCGGACCCCAACCUGCGCGAGGCCGAGGGCAAGACCCCGCUCCACGUGGCCGCCUACUUUGGCCACGUCGCCCUGGUCAGGCUGCUGACGGGCCAGGGGGCUGAGGUGGACGCUCAGCAGCAGAACCUGCGGACACCCCUGCACCUGGCCGUGGAGCGAGGCAAAGUGAGGGCCAUCCAACACCUGCUGAAGAGCGGGGCGGCCCCGGACACCCUGGACCGGAACGGCUACAGCCCACUGCACACCGCGGCCGCCCGGGGCAGGUUUCUCAUCUGCAAGAUGCUGCUCAGGUACGGGGCCAGCCUCCAGCUGUCCACCCGGCAGGGCUGGACACCCCUGCAUCUGGCCGCCUACAAGGGCCACCCGGAGAUCAUCCACCUGCUGGCCGAAAGCCACGCAGACGUCGGGGCCCCCGGCAGCAUGAGCUGGACGCCCCUGCACCUGGCCGCCCGCCACGGGGAAGAGGAGGUGGUGGCAGCGCUGCUGCAGUGUGGGGCCGACCCCAAUGCCGCCGAGCAGUCGGGCUGGAGGCCCCUUCACCUGGCAGUCCAGAGAGGCGCCUUCCUGAGCGUCACCCACCUCCUGGAGCACCGCGCGGAUGUCCACGCCCGCAGCAAGGGGGGCUGGACCCCCGCCCACCUGGCCGCCCUGAAGGGCAACAUGGCUGUCCUCAAAGCACUGGUCAAAGCCGGUGCCCAGCUGGACGUCCAGGCCAGGGAGGGCUGCACACCCAGGCAGCUGGCCCUCCGCAGCCAGAAGCAGGGCGUUGCCGCCUUCCUGGAGGGCAGGGAGCCCUGGCUGGCUGUGGUGGGCAGCGCUGAGCCUGGAGAGCAGCCCGAAGUAUAG
Molecule: messenger RNA, 2295 nt
Organism: Pipistrellus nathusii (Nathusius's pipistrelle)
Lineage: Eukaryota; Metazoa; Chordata; Mammalia; Chiroptera; Vespertilionidae
Source: the annotation of a GenBank genome assembly